CACAUCGAAUUAUUUUCUUCUGGCAGGUUAAAGAUAGUCUGAGGAAUGAUCCUAGGUACAAGUCUGUUAAGCAUGAGGAUAGGGAGGCUUUGUUUAAUGAAUAUAUCGCUGAAUUGAAGGCUGCUGAAGAGGAGACGGAGCGCAUAGCAAAAGACAAACAUAGUGAGGAGGAUAAACUAAAAGAAAGAGAACGAGCACUGCGCAAACGGAAAGAAAGAGAAGAACAAGAAGUGGAGAGAGUGCGAUUGAAAGCACGUAGAAAGGAAGCAGUUGAAUCUUAUCAAGCUCUUUUGGUUGAGAGCAUUAAAGAUCCUCAGGCAAGUUGGACAGAUUCAAAGUCUAAAUUGGACAAGGAUCCCCAAGGACGUGCAGCCAAUCCUAAUCUAGAUCAAUCUGACUUGGAAAAGCUUUUCCGUGAGCAUGUGAAGAUUUUACAUGAGAGGUGUGUUUCUGAGUUCAGAGCUCUAUUAGCCGAGGUUGUAACUUUAGAAGCUGCAGCUCGAGAAAAAGAUGGCAAAACAGUUCUUACGUCGUGGUCAACUGCUAAACAUCUUUUAAAAGCUGAUGCUCGGUAUACAAAGAUGCCAAGGAAAGACAGGGAGUCCUUGUGGAAGCGACAUGUAGAGGAUAUUCAGCGCAGACAAAAGUCAGCACCUGAUAGAGAAACGGAGAAGCACAAGGAUGCGAGAAAUAAAAGCUCUGUUGACUCUGGUAAAAAUGUAAUGGGAUCAAGAACUCAUGAUAAGAGGUAGUCAUUUUUGUGUCACUGUUUACCCGAUAAACAGAAUCAGACUUCUGAUCGGCAGUCAGUGUCUAGUGGAUCAACAAAAGCUAUGUAAAAUAGUGGUUUUAACUCUGGUAUCUGAGAUUAUAUUACUUCGGAGUAUCAUUUAAUGGAAAUGAUUUUUGUUAUUCUUUGAA
Coffea eugenioides is the source of this 921-nucleotide messenger RNA. RefSeq names its product pre-mRNA-processing protein 40C-like. Gene Ontology annotation, cellular component: nucleus. The annotation marks the transcript as partial. The transcript is spliced from 4 exons. Gene Ontology annotation, molecular function: transcription coregulator activity; RNA polymerase binding. The record is from RefSeq and is a predicted model, not a curated record. NCBI's taxonomy places the organism in Eukaryota, Viridiplantae, Streptophyta, Magnoliopsida, Gentianales, Rubiaceae.